AUGCCUCUGGGUAUACGCCGCUGGUUUUCGUCCCGUCAUCGCUUGCGAUCGGACGAAAGCAUUGACCAGACUUUCCGCGCCCACGGACAGCGUCUUACUCAGAGAGAUGUCUCAUCCGCCGAUGGUCAAUUGGCCAGCAUUCGUGAAGAACGCGAGCCGGAUGAUGACUCUGAGCGCGGUUCUCGUCGCCCUCACUUGUUUGGCGGCAUCACCGUCACCACUACUACAAUUAUCCAGAGGUUCGAUGCUAUCUCAGGCAGUCCGCGAGGUUCACCAGCCAGAACUCUGGUCACCGCCGCGUCGCCUGACGCAACUCUCAAUGACACUGAUUCUCUCGGCAGCACCCUCUCGGUGGAUGAGGAGGAGGAUGUGGUUCAGCACCGGCCCUCAAUUCUUGAGCUCUCGGUUGGUGAUCUGAUCCACUCUGAUAGCUCGCUUGGAUCUGAUGAAGACGAGGAGCAAAGUGUCGAGUAUGAGAACGCUCAAGAUCCCGAGGAGGCUGCCGCAUACGCUGCAUAG
Messenger RNA from Pestalotiopsis fici W106-1, 519 nucleotides. RefSeq lists its product as uncharacterized. The transcript is spliced from 2 exons. Bases 1 to 519 code for a protein of 172 amino acids. Lineage: Eukaryota; Fungi; Ascomycota; Sordariomycetes; Amphisphaeriales; Sporocadaceae. The record is from RefSeq and is a predicted model, not a curated record.